AUGGGUUUCAAUCGCGUAUUACUUACCUUUUCGCUUGUGACGGUGCUUUGGCUCAAUGUCGGAUGUGGACUACCGACCAAAAGUGCAACGGACGACACAGAUGCUGCCACUAAUGCAGAGGAUGAUUACAAUCCGCAAUGUCUACCUUUGGACUACUUCGAAAAAGGUCAAUCCGAGGAAACAAGAGUAAAGCGUGACGAUGAAGCUGCGGAUGCAACAUCAACGAAUAAUGAGGAAGAUGAAUUGGUCGCUCAACCGGGCUUCGUUGCACCUGCCAGAAGACGACGGCCCUGUUUGGGCAGACGGAGAAACUUUACGAAAGAUUGUGGUCCACUUCCAAGGGUACGUUACGAUUGCGUACCAAGUAAAGAAUUUUGUUAUGGCAUCUCCACCACCGAUGCGGAGGAGGUUUAG
Anopheles moucheti is the source of this 414-nucleotide messenger RNA. RefSeq lists its product as uncharacterized. The record is from RefSeq and is a predicted model, not a curated record. Lineage: Eukaryota; Metazoa; Arthropoda; Insecta; Diptera; Culicidae. Bases 1 to 414 code for a protein of 137 amino acids. The transcript is spliced from 3 exons.